Bactrocera dorsalis (oriental fruit fly) is the source of this 3180-nucleotide messenger RNA. Its product is annotated as glycoprotein-N-acetylgalactosamine 3-beta-galactosyltransferase 1. The record is from RefSeq and is a predicted model, not a curated record. The transcript is spliced from 7 exons. Gene Ontology annotation, cellular component: membrane. Gene Ontology annotation, molecular function: N-acetylgalactosaminide beta-1,3-galactosyltransferase activity. NCBI's taxonomy places the organism in Eukaryota, Metazoa, Arthropoda, Insecta, Diptera, Tephritidae. The coding region runs from base 925 to 2082 and encodes 385 amino acids.
CACCAUAGGUCGCCCAUAUGUCAACCCCUCUAUGCAUGCUAAACAAACCCCUAAAUGGAUUUAGAAAAAUACUCACAGCGUGCUCUCGGCGCUCUACCGCGACAAAUAGCGUCCGUCGGUAGUGAUGACUCUUUUCAGGGAGGCACUCAAUCGCUUGACAACCACAGCAAGCACAUAGCCACCAGCGAAAACAUUGUGAGCGCGUCCAAAUAGUACAUUCGUUCCUGUCGCAGCUGCUGAAUGUGCAUGCAGGGCCAAGUAGGCUACAAGUCUCUGCCGGUGCUACUGCCGGUUGUGUGCUGAGGCUCGUUAGCGGCGGCCAACGCGAAUGCGGGCGUGAGCAAAAGCGUAUUGCCGAGUGAAUAGUGCAUAUUAACGGUAUGUGCUUUUUGUUUUUAUUUUAAUCCCCAACUUUGCAUGCAGGGCCAAUGCGGUGCUAAACGCGAUCAUUCGUUCUUCUGUGACUAAGCAAGAGGAAUUGAUUAAUUUGUUGCCUUUUUUCGCUACAUUAUUUUUUAAACAAUAAUGCUAUUUGAGUUAAGUUGAAAUAUCGAUGAAGUGGAAAAUGGCAGCUAAAGAGAAUUCGAAUGAAAAUAAUUGUUGAGCUGUGAAAAAAAUGCAAACAAGCAAAUAUUGCGUGAGAAAAGUGCCAGUGGACUUUGAGUAUAACGUGCUCUUAACGGUACCGUGAAAGUGUUGUGAAGGUGAAUGAAAAGAUUUACUUAGCUUUCCAGGAAUUUAUAAAUAUUGCAGAUAAGAUAAUGUGAACGCUUGAAACAGUAUGUAGUCCACACAACCUAACCAAAGAACCUACAAGUCGUUAUUUAUUAAGAAAUCGUCGUGAUACUUUUAGAAGAUAAGUGGACGCUGGAGAUAUCCAACAUAUAUAUUAUAGUUAAGGAAACACAUUUUUAAGUCAAACAAAUGACUGUCAACGGGCUGCUAGGACGCUCAGUGCUAACUGAUGGAUCUCGAUCGAAUCGACGCUCGUUGAUUUCCCUCAUUGUGGGACUGGUCGUUGGUUUUUGUCUCGCUGAAAUGUUUAUACUAUCGACGCCGGCGCGACACGACUAUCUGCCAUAUGCGGGUCAUCAACAUGGCGAUGCCAACGAUGCACACAACAGCCACGACAUGCUUGGCGCGGAGGGGCCGGAAGCGGAUAUUGGCGCACAUCAGCAUGCAUAUGAGAAUUCAAGUAUAGCGUUGAAAAUGCAUAGUGAGGUGCGUGUAUUGUGUUGGAUUAUGACAAAUCCGAAGAAUCACAAAGCAAAAGCGCGUCAUGUAAAACGAACAUGGGGCAAACGCUGCAAUAAGCUGGUGUUUAUGAGCUCUGAGAAGGAUGACGAAUUGGGUUCGGUGGCGUUGCCAGUGCAGGAGGGACGCAACAAUUUGUGGGCGAAAACAAAGGAGGCCUUCAAAUAUAUACAUGCUCAUCAUUUGGACGAUGCGGAUUGGUUUUUCAAAGCAGACGAUGACACCUAUGCUGUUAUGGAAAAUAUGCGGUAUAUGCUGUAUCCUUACUCGCCGGAGACACCCAUAUAUUUUGGCUGCAAAUUCAAACCAUUUGUGAAACAGGGUUAUAUGUCCGGUGGCGCUGGCUACGUACUCAGUAAAGAGGCGGUUCGCCGAUUUGUCGAGAUAGCCAUACCGAAUAAGGAUUUCUGCAAACAGGACAACACCGGCGCUGAAGAUGCUGAAAUCGGUAAAUGUUUGGCGAAGGUAGACGUAAUCGCUGGCGAUUCACGUGACGAACACGCGCGUGGCCGUUUCUUCCCAUUUGUGCCAGAACACCAUUUAAUACCAUCACAUACGAACAAAGAUUUCUGGUAUUGGCGUUAUAUCUACUACAAAACUGAUGAGGGCUUAGAUUGCUGUUCUGAUAGGGCGAUAUCGUUCCAUUACGUAUCGCCAAAUCAAAUGUACGUUUUGGACUAUUUGAUCUAUCAUUUACGACCGUACGGUAUUAUCAACACGCCCGAAUCGCUGCCCGAACGUCUGAAAGUGGGCGAGACGAUGCCUCCGCCAGUAGAACAGACAACCGCGGCUAUUGAAGCUGAGAAGGCGAGCGAAGCCACAGCAUGAGCGAGGGUUUAGUUAGGUAUUGCUAUAGAAAUAUGGAGAUAUGUAUAUUUACAUUUAUGUUGACAGCUUUGUAAAUAUUGGUUUUCCCGCUGUGUUUACUAAUUUAAGUAAUUACGUAAGUACGUAUUUGCCAUAGCCAGUAGCUGCUACGUUAAUUUUUUUUUGCCAAAAACAUAUGCUUUGCUAUGCGUUCGAUCUGUACAAAGGAAAGAACUCUCAAAAUAAUUCCAAGUUGUAUUAUUUAGGUAGAUUUGCGAUAAAAUUAAGUCUGUAUAAGUAAAAUAGUUUUAUUAUUAUUAAUUUUUAUAAGUAUAUAUACUAUUUUAUAUAAGAUUUAUAAACAAUGGCUUUAUAAAAUAUGCAUUUCAUAAUAGUACUGAAAAUAUUGUAGUUAAAAAAAAAUAUUUAAAUAAGAAAUAUGCGGGCUGAAUAGAGAAAUCUUAAACCUUAAGAAAAGGUUGGCAAAAAUGUUUAAGUUUAAUUUUAAGUUUACAGAUUUGAACUGCAUUUCCAAAUACGUCAAAUAUUUUAGAAGACAUACGCUCAGAACAUGAUUAAAACCGAAGUGUUGAAUAAAAAAAAAGUGUAUAUAAUUUCAGUUGAUAUACAUAUGUAUGUAUAUGUGAAAGGGAUUUUUGCUAGAAAGUAAACAGAAAGCUCAAAAUACCUAAAAUGAAAACGUAUAUAUUAAUAUUAAAGUAGAAAUACAUCUCUGAACUAAAGGGCAAAAAACCAAAGAAUAUAUGUAUCAUUAAAAAGAAUACGUAUUAGAAGAAACUAAAUGUAAAAUACUACUUACUGCCCACAAAAAAAAAUUUAAUUGAUAACUUGAAAAUUAUUAUUUUGUUUUCUUAUUUUUUUAUUUUUUACAAUAAUUUUAUUUUUUCUUGCAUAAUUUUACAAAAACUAUUCCUGGUAAAAUGUGGGCAAAUUUUUAAAUACUACUUAUAUGUAAGUAAAUCUUAAAUAGUUGCCAUUUUCAUAUACCUAAUAUUGGUAUAAAUGAAAUGCGAGCGAAAAGACAAGCACAAAAUGCGCAAACACUAAAUUAAAAUAGUGAAAUUGAAAACCUAUUAAAAUAAACGGAGAUAUGAAUAU